AGCACCUGCUCUUCUACGGGGCGGAUUCCUCCUCCCAGAACGCUUCUGGAAACACUGCCUUGCACAUCUGUGCUUUAUACAACAAGGAAAGCUGUGCACGAAUCCUGCUGUACCGAGGAGCCAGUAAAGACAUGAAGAACAACAGCGGCCAGACUCCGUUCCAGGUGGCUGUUAUGUCUGGGCAUUUUGAAUUGGGGGAGAUUAUAAAAAACCACCGGGACACAGAUGUGGUUCCCUUUGUGGAGUCUCCAAAGUACGCCCCCCAGAGGAGAGAGAGCACCCGGACGCUGGUGGUGCCCCACCCCCACCCGUUUCUGCGGGCCAACAGCGACAGCAGCAUGAAUCUGCCGGACUGGAUGGCCGUCCCCAACGCGCCGAGCACCAACAUCGUUUCUGUGCAGGGGUAUAAACACACAGGAACCCUGCGCAGCUCCAGCAGCCCCAGAGGAGCGAGGACGCGGUCCCCGUCCCGCGGACGGAUCGGAGACAAGGAGGACCGGAGCCGGCAGAGCCAGAGACGGGGGCCUCCCCCGACCUCCACCUCCACCACCACCACCACCAUCCAAACCGCAGGCCAGCGCAGACGCCUCUACAGCGCCGUCCCAGGACGGGUCUUUGUAGCAACGCGGUCCCACUCCGCUCAGGGCGAGCGCGAGAUCAGCUUCAGUAAAGGAGACAGGGUCAAAGUGUUGAGCGUCGGCGAGGGCGGCUACUGGGAGGGGACGGUCAGAGGUCGCACGGGCUGGUUCCCCUCCGACUGCGUGGAGGAAGUGGUGCUUCGAAGUCAGGACAACCGAUCAGAGAGUCGUGGAGAACGAGCCAAAAGGUUGUUCCGCCAUUACACUGUGGGAUCAUACGACAGCUUUGAUGCUCCCAGCGACUACAUAAUCAAGGAGAAGACGGUGCUUCUGCAGAAAAAAGACAGCGAGGGAUUCGGCUUCGUGCUGCGAGGGGCCAAAGCUCAAACUCCCAUUGAAGAGUUCACUCCCACUCCGGCCUUCCCGGCCCUGCAGUAUUUGGAGUCAGUGGACGAGGGCGGCGUGGCGUGGAGAGCCGGUCUCAGGAUGGGGGAUUUCCUCAUCGAGGUCAACGGUCAGAAUGUCGUGAAGGUCGGCCACCGGCAGGUCGUCAACAUGAUCCGGCAGGGCGGCAACAGCCUCAUGGUAAAGGUUGUCAUGGUAACCCGCAACCCCGACAUGGAGGAAGGCGCGCGGAAGAAAAUCCCUCAGCAGAGCAAGAGGCUGAGCACUCCAGCCAUCGCCCUGCGCUCCAAAUCAAUGACUUCAGAGCUGGAGGAGAUGGUGGAGAGAGCUGCUACCCCUUGGAAAAAAAAAUCAGAGUUCGAAUCCUCACAAGUUUCAGAGAAGAAGAGGACAGUCUAUCAGAUGGCUUUGACAGCUCAGCAGACAAUCAGCACCAACGAGGCGUCCGGGACACGGGGACAGGGGCCGAAGAGGGACCGGGGAAGAAGUUUCUAUGGCAACGAGCCGAGCUACGCUGACCAGCCUGGGAUGGGGAUGAUGUCGGGUCUGGGACUGGGCUACGAGCGAGGCCAGUACGGCCCGGGUCACGGCCCUCCGCACGGUAUUAUGCGGCAGAAAUCCAUCGGCGUGCCUGAGGAGGAGAAGCAGUUCCUCCAUCCUCCUGCAAUGAAGUUUGCGCGGAGUCUGUCGGUGCCUGGUCCGGACGAUAUCCCUCCUCCUCCCACCACGGCUCCACCGGAGCCCCCGUUCUCCUCCGCUCCACCACUUGGUUGGAGAACAAAGUUGUCCCAGCAGCCCUCUGUCUCCGUGUCCCAGUCAACAUCCAGCUCUGCGCACUACCAGCCCUUCUCCCAGCCAGGGCACCUGAGCCAGGGUGGCAGGGAGAGGGCGAGUGGUCCCACCACCGGCCCAGCAGCGGACCACGCCACACCGUACGUUCACGCAUCUGCCCAUACAGCUCAGAGCAGGACUGCGUCGCGAAAGGUUGCCUAUACUGGGGAGCCUGUUGGAGCUGGGAUUGGGGCCGGCGCAGGCACUAAACCAGCAGGCCUGAGGAGAGGCUACAGCACAGCCGUACCCCCGUCCAGCAUUGCUACUGUAAUGCCCCAGCAACAACAGACUACCCAGAGUCAACCCCAGCGGGCAGACCGCAGCACAGCUGGAGCAGGUGGCCCUAAAGGUGGGGCCAGGAGAGGCAAGGGCCCUCUGGUGAAGCAAUCCAAGAUAGAGGAGCUGCGUCUAGGCCAGGGAAGCCUAGGGAGCAAAGACUCGGUGGAGAAAAGCUCCAUUCCUAUCCCCACCAUCAUUGUCAAAGCUCCCUCAACCAGCAGCAGUGGACGGAGCAGCCAGGGCAGCAGCGUGGAGGCUGACGUCCCCACGUCAGGGGAGAUGGGUGACACAAAAAUGCCUCACGGCCCUCCUCCGUCCACUCCUGCUCCACAGCCACCUGCUCCACCCUCCAUUCCAGCACCACCACCUCCAUCUUUGCCUUCUAUUAGAGCCCAGGAUAAUCUGGACUUUACCAGCCAGUUCGGGGCCGCCAUUGUUGGUGCAGCUCGCCGAGACAGGGAGAGAUUCCUCGAAGCCCGACGCAAGAGUGCCUCCUUGUUCAUGUCUGCUGAGGAGGAUCUGAGUAUUGGGAUGAGCGAAGCGCUAGGAGGAGUUUCAAGAACUCAGGUGUCUCAGCAGCAGCUAAACACUCAGCCUGAAAGCUCGUCAACACGAUUGCGCCCUUCCAAGUCAAUUGAUGAGGGCAUGUUUUCUGCAGACACCUUUAUCCAACACACCCGGAGUAUGCCUCCAGCCUUCGGCCUACCGGAGUACUCCUCUACGGCCCUGGAUUAUCAGCCCAAAUCUGUGCCUGCUGAUCUGUAUACAGCAGCAGGUCGACAGCCAGUGCCCUCCUCCAACACCACUUUUAUUCAUCCUCUUACUGGGAAGGCGCUCGACCCCACAUCACCUCUGGGCCUCGCCCUGGCUGCCAGGGAGCGUGCUCUGAGGGAUGACAGCAGGAUAAGGAGGGGAACGGAGCACCUCUUCACCCGCCAGAUGUCGAGCGUCGUGUUCCCUUCGUCUGCUGUCACCUCUCAGCCAGUUUCAUCCACGACGCAGUCUUCGAGCUCUUACCUGGUGACCUCCUCUUCUCUGGCAGCUACCACACCCACAGUCGGUCGCCCACCCUCACCCAGAAUCCUCCGAGGAGUAGGGAGUACUUGGGGGGAAGAAGGUGGGGAGCGGGAGCGGGAAGGGGGAGGCGCUCGCGAGGGUCUUAGAGUUCGGUUCUCGGAGGACAAAACUGUCCACACACACCACUAUCAGUCUCAGCCAUAUCAGCCGUCUUACAAAGAGCGGGAGAGGUCGCGGGAACGGGAGAGAGACCACUCGAGGGAGAGGGACAUGAGGAGGGCAGAGCAGGCUGCUGAGAGUGGGCCCCCGCAGCCCCGAAGACCCUCUUUUCUCAGGAUGGAAAGUCAAGCCGAUGCCUAUAUGCUGUCUCUCACCCCUCCCUCUCCUCCACCAACCAUUACCCAGCAGGCUUCUGGAAGCACAGGGAGCGGUAUGAUGAUCCUUCCUCCUCCUGCCCCUUCAGUUGACGCAGACGAUGAAUUUGUUUAUGCAGACCCCCUCCCUCCUCCGUUAGAGUUUGCAAACAGCUUCGACAGAGGGGGAUCAGGAUACUCGCAACACGCGAUGCUUUCCAACAGCCUGAUCCAUCGGCAACAGCAAGUCCCUCCCCCACCGCCUCCUCCACCGCCUCCGCCGCCCCCGCCACCUCCUCCCCCUCCUCAGAAAGAGCAUUAUAUAGGUGGUUUUCCUGCCCACACACCUCUGCCCUCUCCCCAGGCAGGAGACUCCACUGCAUCCAGCCUCACGUCGUAUGACAGCGAAGUGGCAAAUCUUACUCAGUCUGCACCUUCCCCUUCACAGACAUCACCAAAUCCUCCACCCCCUUCCUCACCCUCAACUCUUCAGCCAGCCAUGGGUCUUCCUCCUCCCCCUGCAGUCUCACCUCCACCUCCCCCUGGAGCCGGUUCCUACCACAGACCCUUUUCAAUGUCUCACCACCUUUACAACAGCACUCAUGCAUCCGGGCGAUCCUCACCAACACCUCCCCAGCAUGCAGUUGCACCACCUCCAGCUUACCGAGGUCCCCCAGCUCCAUCCUCCACUGCUGCCACGUCCGUCCCACAUAGGGGCACCGCCUCCCACGCAACGACCGCUAGCUGUGCUGCUACAACCACCACUGCUGCCACAACAAGCACCUCCACUCAGCUCCAUCAAGAGCGAACACACCCUGCUCAUUCGACAUACUCCACUACCAUCACAGGACGGACAGGCGAGCACCAUCGUCCUCAUCCCACUGCCAAAAAAGGAGAGUCCCAGGAAACGGUUGUGGACUCUGGGAUUGAGGAACUGGAUAGCCGCAGUAGCAGCGACCAUCACCUGGACAGCAUUUUGGGCCUAAGUGGGGCUGGUGUCCGAGGAGAUAGACUGGAUCGGGGAGAGAGACUCGGGGUUGGAGGUCCAGGGCGAAUGGGAGGAGGCGCAGGAGAAACAGAACGAGGAGGAGUGGACUUUCUGGAGUCAUACAUGAGCUACCUGGAUGGGCAAACCUUUGAGAUGCAGAAUGCGACGGCGGCAGCUUCCACCUACCCAAAAACCAGCAGGUUUAGAGAAGGUAGCCGCGCUGGUGACUCGCAUCGACAGACCAGCACCGCCCCUGCAUCCUACCACUCCCACAGGCAAAGAGACGGGCAGGUAGAGGACGACGUAGAGGAGGGACUCGGAGAUGACGAGAGUGGUCAAGACGGGUACGGGAUGAGGGACAUGCAGAAUUUGGGCCGUCCCACAUCUCCGUACUUUGAGAGGCCGCGCACUCCUGAGAUGAGACCCCUGUGGGGCGACGGUCAGAUGAGCAGUGAUAUGGGGAGCCAGUCCGGGUCGCUUUUAGAGGGGAAGAAGAUUUACCCCCCUGCAUCCAGUAUGAAGCCAAGCAUUAUCACUGAGCUGAGCAGCAAAUUGCAGCAAAGAAGUAAAGACAGCUGGAGCAGCCACAGACCACUGAGCAGACACAGAUUCUCUGAAGACUCCGCCUCCGCUCUGAGCCCGCCCUCAGUCCGCUCCCAGUCUCCAUCUCCAAUCUCUUUAUCGCAGCCGUCUUUAUCGCCGUCCCCAACCCCGGCCUCCCAGUACCCAAACUGGGGACGUUCCCCAUCUCCUCAGCCUCCAGCCGCAUCUCAACCUCCGCGCUCACAUUCUCCGUUGUCCCCGACGUCGUACUCCCCUUACCCUACGUCUCCCAAGCACAGACCCGUGUACCGGACCAAAGCGCUGGAAUUCCAGUUCAUCCCCAGUCGAGAGUCCCGCAAAGCAGAAUCACACAUCCUCCAGCGCCGACGAGCUCCGAGUCCGCUCAUCUCCCAAACAGAGAGGCCCAAAGUGGCCCCGCCCCGCCCGUCGUCGCUUCCCCUUCUCCCCACUUCACCCCUGUACAGUGCCAUCUACGACCUCCGCGGUUCAAUCACCCCACCGUCACCUGGGAAUCCUCUUGGAGACCCUUACUUCUCACCCUCUCCUCCCCUUUUUGCCCCCUCUGGAGCCCCUCCACCUCCAAACUCCACCUUAGUAGUGUCGCGAUCCCUUUCUCCGACUCAUUUUCUGUCCGGGACGUCGUCUCCGCCCCUGCACCCCCACCCGCCGCCUACCUGCCUGAGUUACCCCCACUUACCGCCGCCUUCCCCCACAAAGCCUUUCGCUUCCAAGCCGCUGCCCUACUGGACCAAGUACGAUGUUGCAGACUGGCUGGCGUACCUCAACCUUGGCGAGCAUAGAGAACGGUUUCUUGAUAACGAGAUUGAUGGCACCCAUUUACCCUCUUUGACCAAGGAAGACUAUCUGGAUCUAGGGGUGACGAGAGUAGGACACAGAAUGAACAUAGAGCGAGCCCUAAGGAGUGUAAUGGACAGGUUGUCCAGCAGUCCGUUUCCCAUUUCUGUCCUCUCUCCUCGGGAAGGGCAGCCUGAGAGGAGGAGGGACGACGGGAGUCGGAGCUGAGGCCGCGAAGGAGGAACAGGGAGGGGCUGAAGUCCAUGUCGGAGGAUUCACACAGAUUUCACACGGAAAGAAAGAAUAGGAUGAAGAGCUGAUGAUCUGUAAACCCGCCGGCUGGUGCUCCUUGAUUUACAUCCAUCCAAACACAACCACAGCAACACAAUCUAACUAAACCUCCUCUCAGUGAAUACACGAGGGUCUUUAUGGCAGCAAAUUUCAGAUUUAUUAACUAGAACAAUCACAAAGCAGAGGGUGCAUUCGGUAGGGCUGCAGAGGCGAGUCCUAACAGCUGAUUGGUUGUUUUUGUUCAGGUUUGAAGGUGAGAGGAUUCAGAUUUUAGCUUCCUGUGAGG
Molecule: messenger RNA, 6387 nt
Organism: Poecilia latipinna (sailfin molly)
Lineage: Eukaryota; Metazoa; Chordata; Actinopteri; Cyprinodontiformes; Poeciliidae
Gene: shank1
Product: SH3 and multiple ankyrin repeat domains 1
Exons: 20
Coding region: 132-6038 (1968 amino acids)
Cellular component (GO): postsynaptic density; postsynaptic membrane; dendritic spine
Molecular function (GO): synaptic receptor adaptor activity; ionotropic glutamate receptor binding
Source: RefSeq, a predicted model, not a curated record